AUGACUAAUGAUACAAGUAAAAUAAAUAAUACAUCAACUACAAAUAAAAUUCGUCCAUGGAUUCAAACAGGUCGAUAUGAAUUUGAAACUGUAUAUCGAUCAACAUUAUGUCCAAAAGAAUGGCUUCAAGUAGAAAAAAUAUAUGUUUGUGAAUAUUGUUUAAAAACAACAAUUCAUGCAACAUCAGCAAAACGACAUCGUACAAAAUGUACACAAACAUGUCCACCAGGUUGUAAAAUUUAUAUACAAAAUGAUGUUAAUAUUUUUGAAGUAUGUGGUUGGAAAGCAAAAACAUAUUGUGAAGAUUUAUGUCUUCUUGCAACAUUAUUUAUUGAAAGUAAAGUUGAAAUAAAAAAUGUUCAUCGUUUUCGUUUCUAUGUAUUAACUGUUUGUCAUAAUGAUAAUCAAUAUGAAUUUGCUGGAUUUUUUUCUAAACUUCAAUUUCAAGAAAAACUUAAUCUUUCAUGUUUAUUAAUUUUACCACCUUAUCGUAAUCGAGGUUUUGGAAGUUUAAUGGUUCAUAUUAGUUAUGCUCUUAGUCGUUUGGCUAAUAUACAUAUAGGUACACCAGAACGUCCUUUAUCAACACAAGGAUUAUUAUGUUAUAGAAAAUAUUGGAAAUCGAAAAUAUUCGAUUAUCUUUUAACAAAAACAAAUGAUGAACAAAUUGUCAUCAAUGAUAUUAGUAAAGCAACAUCAAUCUCAACAUGUGAUAUUAUUGAAACAUUAGCAUCAUUAAAUAUGAUUCGAAUGUUAGAAAAAGAUAAAUUAAUUAUUUAUCGUUCUCAAGAUUUACUUGAUGAAUAUGAACAAAAAUCUAAAGAAAUUGAUAAUCGACAACAAAUUGUUAAUUAUGAUUCCAAAUAUUUAACAAUUAAACCAAUUCCAGUUACUUUACCAUUUGAAAAUAAAUGUAAAAAAUUAAAAUUUGAUGAUAAUGAAACAGUUAUGACAUUUUUAAAUUAUUAUCCAUCGUCAUCAACAGAAGAUAUAGACUAG
Rotaria sordida is the source of this 999-nucleotide messenger RNA. NCBI's taxonomy places the organism in Eukaryota, Metazoa, Rotifera, Eurotatoria, Philodinida, Philodinidae. The record is from the annotation of a GenBank genome assembly.